Molecule: messenger RNA, 579 nt
Organism: Bipolaris victoriae FI3
Lineage: Eukaryota; Fungi; Ascomycota; Dothideomycetes; Pleosporales; Pleosporaceae
Exons: 1
Coding region: 1-579 (192 amino acids)
Source: RefSeq, a predicted model, not a curated record
AUGGAUACGGAUAAGGAUACGGAUAUCUAUACAGAUACAAAUGUGCUCUUGAAUGCGCCCGUGUUGCCCCCCCUUCCACGACUUGUUGCUACGCCGACAGCCUACUCUAGUAGCUGCCUCGCCCUUAGUCCCCAGCUCAUCGCGUACCUCCAAACCCUCCUCGCCCCGCCGCCAUGUAUCACACUCUCGAUAGGAAGUGGUUUUGGCCUUCUUGAAGCAUAUCUCAUGACUGGCCCCGAUACCUUUCAUGUCAUCGGUGUUGAGGUCGCGCCGGGCCCUAACAAAUACCUUCCCUCUUCCCACCACCGCCUCGUCAAUGGCACCCGCUUCCUUGAACCCUUGGCGGAACAAGCCCGGAUCUGGCUCUUUGUGUAUCCAAGACGCGUUGGCUUGAUUCAGGAGUAUAUGACGGCGUACGGCCAAGGGGCGGUGGAGAGGAUAAUAUGGGCUGGACCCAAAGCCGAUUGGGACGACUACAGACCAUGUUUUGCCGACUGGACUGUACAAGAACAAGAGGCCGGUACGGUCGGUGGGCGUGCAUGGGAACUGAUUGUUGUUAUAGAUAAAAAUUCGGCCUGA